UUGACUGAAAUACAGAAAGGAGUGAAGAAACAAGAGCUCAAGAAGCAUAAGCCAAGGAAGCUAGGCAAAAGAGGAAAAGUUGGUCUCAUGAAGAAGUGGUCGCCAAACCAUAGAAAACCUUUUUCUGCAACAAUGGGUUAUGGAAGAUCAAGAGACAUCACUUGUAACAUACGACCUCGGUCAGCACACUCUGCAACUUAUGUUGGACAAAAAAUAUUCCCAGCCCUUGGACCUCAGGCAUAUUCACCUACUGAAAAAAGGCCAUUUUCAAGAAAGAAAACAAAACAGUGCAAUGAAGGCUAUAAAUCCUCUAAUGAAAAAGAUAUAAGAGUGGUGUUCUUGAGGAAAGAAAAUGAACGAAUUAAGCAAACGGAAGAACAAAGUUUGACACAAGAAUUUGAAAGAAGAACAUUUUCUCACAGAUACUGUUUCACACCUAACAACUCUCAGCAAUAUCAAACUUUAGAUUAUUCCAACAUUGUAUCUGAAUCAUUUUUUGCCCUGAUGAAGCCUUUCAAACAACAACAAAGACGCCCAUAUACGGUGAUGGAAGAAACUACCAUUAACCUUCCUAGGGACUUCCCUUACAGGCUGGCCUGGGGGACACCAACUACUCAAGAUCUGAACAUAAAACUUUAUCAUCCUAAAUUGAAACUGAGAAAAGAACACGGAACAAGCAGAGUGAUUCAAGAACGAGCUUUGCAACCAACCAGAUCAAUUCCAGACAAAGGGAGAUACACCUUAGUGAACGACCCAAAUUCAUCACCUUCAAUUCCCUCUAUGAGUUCACUGGAAAGCAGGUUGCUUGGUGCCCGUUUCCCUGCACAGAAAGAAAGGAUUCUACGUUCUCUCUUCUGAGACAUGCGGGAAGCCAAGUAGUCUUAUUCAUUUCUUUCACCAGCUUCAUUGUAGCAAAUAAGCCAUUUUCAACAUCUUUACUUCUUGCAUAGUAAUACAUAGGUAAAAGCACAUUCUUCCUCCACUUCCCCUCCAAACCAAUGUAAUAGCACAUUCUCCCUUUAUAGUAUUUGAAUAAAUUAACCUGGUUUGAUUAGCCAUGCAAUCACACCAGCAUCUGAGCCUCCACAUUUCAUUGUGUAGCAUGAAUUAUUUUUAUGAUGUACUUUUUGCAGCUUCUAAUCUAUUCUUACAUGAAUAUUUUGUCAAUGAAGUAGUUUUUGAAG
Molecule: messenger RNA, 1184 nt
Organism: Ahaetulla prasina
Lineage: Eukaryota; Metazoa; Chordata; Lepidosauria; Squamata; Colubridae
Exons: 10
Coding region: 88-858 (256 amino acids)
Source: RefSeq, a predicted model, not a curated record